This is a messenger RNA of Pneumocystis carinii B80, 2031 nucleotides long. RefSeq lists its product as hypothetical. The transcript has 8 exons. NCBI's taxonomy places the organism in Eukaryota, Fungi, Ascomycota, Pneumocystomycetes, Pneumocystales, Pneumocystaceae. The record is from RefSeq and is a predicted model, not a curated record. The coding region runs from base 44 to 1990 and encodes 648 amino acids.
GACUAUUUUAUAUAUUAUUUAAAUCUAUCUUUAUAAGUAUUUUAUGAGAUUUAUCAAUUUUAUAACUAUUUUUAAUUUAAUUUUUAUAUAUUGGAAAAAUUGUAAAGGAACGGUUUUAUCAGUGUAUCAAAAACAUCUUAAAACAGACCAGGUAUGCCAUGAUUUUCUUGAAAAUAGCAAUUUUGGGGAGUCACUCGUUGAAUGUGUAAGGAAAAUUGCAAAAGAAUCGCAUUGUGGAGGACCCUAUGAUGUGCGAUGUCUUUGUAACUCGGAUUAUUUUGUUUUUUCUACACUUUUUGUUAAAACAUAUGCAUCAUGUUUUCGUUUGCUAGAUUCUAGUGAACAUUUAUCUUUUUCACAAUUUUUUGAAGGACUUUGUAAUAAUCCACCGGUUCCUGACAGUUUAUGUGUUAGCUUAAAUAAGCCACCACCACCUAUUUUAUGUUCAGAUCCAUAUAAACAUAUUAAAUUUGGAGACGAGCUUUUGGCAUGUAUGAAAAGAUCGGCAAAUCGAUCACUAUGUCAGAAUUUGAAUGAUGCAAAUUGUUUGUGUGAUUCACGUUCUCAUUGGAUCAAUGUUAAUGAAUGUCUUCGUACUGAAGAUUUAAGUAAACUUGCUAUCGUUCAAGACUUUCGAAAGUCAUUAUGUAAUUCACCACUUGAGCUUCCUGGAUGUUCAGGUGUUCCAGAUGUUUUACCGGACUGUCCAGAUGUUUUUGAAGCUUCUGAUCUUGAUAAUGACCUUAAAAAAUGCCUUACAACUAUAGCAAAAGGAACACGUUGUGGAAAUAUGGAUAUAGUUUGUUUAUGUGAUUCAAAGAAGUUUAUUGAUUCUACUACAAAACAAGAAAAUUAUGAUAUUUGUUACACUAAACUGUCUUCCAAUGUUCGUCAUAGUUAUUUAAAAUAUAAAGAGGAGCUUUGUAGUAGUGUUAAGCAGGCUAAUAUGUGCACUUUAAAAAGGCCCUCUUAUCAAGAAGUUAUUUGUUUUGACCCAUACAAACAUACAGGUUUUGGAGAUAGUCUUAAAGCAUGUUUGACAGCUGCUGCAAAAAAUUCAUUAUGUAAACAGCCUUAUGAUUCAUUAUGUCUUUGUGACUCAUUGUCAUAUUUGAAUGCUGUUAGAAAGUGUGUCAUGGAACUUGAUGAUAAAGAACGUAGUAAAGUUACAGCUUUUCAUGAAACUAUGUGUAAAAACCCCACCUCACUAUCUGGUUGUAGUAAAAAAACAGACUUAUUAUCUCUCUGUAAGGAUGUUUUUGAGGAAAGCAGCUUUAGUUCUGAAUUCAAAGAGUGUUUAAAAGAAAUUGCUAAAAAGUCUCGUUGUGCCGGGAGUUAUGAUCCAGUAUGUCUUUGCAAUUCUAAUUAUUUCAUGGAAUCUACUCUAUUGAUUGAUACAUAUGAAAGAUGUUUUCGUCUAUUCACUGUUGAAGAACAUCUUUCUUUUACGAAUUUUUAUAAUAAUAUGUGUAAGAAUCCUCAGCCACCUCCUACACCAUGUAUUCAACUUCAAGUAUUAUCGGAAAAACCAGUUUUAUGCUCAGAUGUAUAUAAAAAUGUACAAUUUGGAGGAAAAUUCAUGGAAUGUAUGAGAAACGCAUUAGAAAAAUCAAAUUGUCCAAAACCUUAUAAUGCAUUAUGUCUUUGUGACUCUAGAUCUUAUUUCAAUGUUGUUAAUAGAUGUAUAAUUACUACUGAUAAUAAGGAAUAUAAAGUAUUCAGAGAUUUUACAGAAAUUUUAUGUAAAAAUCCUACAUUACUUCCUGGAUGCACUAUGGAUACAACCUCAUCAACUCAAUUACAAACUACAUCAACAGCUAUCUCCACUCAAUCAUUGACAAUUCUUGAAACAAUAACAAGUUAUACUUCGACAACUAUAAUUAUACCUUCUCCUGGUACUCUAAUAUCAUAUUAUUCUGGUUGUCAACAAAUAAAACUCAAUACUGUAUUUUUUCUUCUUGCAAUGCUUUUCAUUAUUAUAUUUAUUUAAAAAUCUCAAUACUUAUAUUACAUUUACUCUUUCUAAUCAAU